This is a messenger RNA of Aedes albopictus (Asian tiger mosquito), 1051 nucleotides long. Its product is annotated as zinc finger protein 878. The transcript has 2 exons. Lineage: Eukaryota; Metazoa; Arthropoda; Insecta; Diptera; Culicidae. The coding region runs from base 300 to 827 and encodes 175 amino acids. Gene Ontology annotation, molecular function: RNA polymerase II cis-regulatory region sequence-specific DNA binding; DNA-binding transcription factor activity, RNA polymerase II-specific. Gene Ontology annotation, biological process: regulation of DNA-templated transcription. The record is from RefSeq and is a predicted model, not a curated record.
GCAUACGUGGGACCGCGCAUAACUUGCGAACGGAUGGUCCGAUUUGGGUAGUCUAAGUUUUGUUCUGUUUGUUUUCACCCAAGGAAGGUUUAUGAGGCCUAAAACAUGGGAAAAUUGUGAGUCUUUGAAAAUCGGGUUUUCAUACAUUUGGAACGGGGACUUGGUCUUGGCUAGAAACUUGAAACGUCAAAAAACGCAGUAGGCAAGACAAAGUUUGCCGGGGACAGCUAGUUUAAUAUAAUCGAACACAACAUUACAGUUUUAACGUUAUAUUAUCUGAACCAGCAAAACCGUAUAAAAUGGAUUCAAAUGAUACCGCCGAUCCUAUAGAGGACAUCCCGAUAAUAUCUCAAGGAAGUGAUAACCCGGUUCAUUGCCCAAUUUGUUCGGAAUCGUUCUCCUGUGAUAAGUCGUUUUUCAAGCAUAAAAUGACCCACUCUUCGGACUAUCGAGUAUACGACAUGGAGCGAAAUAGUCGAACUUUUAAAGUGCACGUGCGAAUAUACACGUGCGAUAUAUGCGAAAAAGUGUUCCGAAGCCUGACAACCUACGAAAAGCAUAGGAAAGUGCGCCAUACCAAAGAGGGAUACAUUUGUCCGCGUUGUGGCAAAAUAUUCAAGGAUGUAAAGUACAUGAGAAUCCACAUGCGGACCCAUUCCGGCGAAAGGCCAUACGAGUGUAACAUGUGCGAAAAGACAUUCACCCGAUCGAUUAUACUGCGGCAGCAUAUGCAGACACACCAAAAAAUAGGAAGCCAUAAAUGUGAAUUCUGUGCCAAGUCUUACAAACGAAUGGAAGACCUUCAGCGGCACUAUGAAGUUCAUUGAUUUUUGACUAAUAAAUAUUUUUUGUAUAUUAACAAUUUUAUUUCAAUAUAGAUAUAUUAUGUCAUAUUUAUAGGUUCCGUAAUCUGGGGGUAGUUGAUCCACGGCCUUCAACAGCUGAAGACGCUUCAAUUCUGUUUCAAUGGCAUAAUGUUGGACGUAAAUCUAUUGUGUGAAUAUAUUUGAAGACUUUUUGAAGGUUAUCAUGCCAAUUGUAUCAGAUUUUA